This is a messenger RNA of Mycosarcoma maydis (corn smut), 906 nucleotides long. RefSeq lists its product as uncharacterized. Lineage: Eukaryota; Fungi; Basidiomycota; Ustilaginomycetes; Ustilaginales. Bases 1 to 906 code for a protein of 301 amino acids. The transcript has 2 exons. Gene Ontology annotation, molecular function: aldose reductase (NADPH) activity; oxidoreductase activity, acting on NAD(P)H as acceptor. Gene Ontology annotation, cellular component: cytosol. The record is from RefSeq and is a predicted model, not a curated record.
AUGCCAAUUCCCACUGUACGUCUCGCUUCCGGCCUCGAACUGCCCCGCCUUGCCUUCGGCACCGGUACCGCUCUGUACAACUCGGAUGCCGCCAAGCAGGUGACAAUGGCUCUCGAUAGUGGCUUUCGCUUCAUCGACGGAGCCGAGGUUUACGCCAAUGAAGCAUCUAUGGGCGCAGGCAUCGAGUCGUUCCUCGCAUCGUCCGGUCUCAAGCGUAACGACAUCUACGUACUCACCAAGGUGGGCAAGGAAGGCAUGAAGGACCUGCAAUCCGCCAUCAAGGUGGAGCUUCAGAAGCUCAAGGUAGACCAACUUGAUUCAUACCUGCUCCAUCUGCCUCCGCGUGGCCAGGAUGGCCUCCCGAGCAAUGUAGAUGCCUGGAAGGAGCUCGAGAAGAUCAAGCAGGCGGGAUUGACCAAGAGCAUCGGCGUGAGCAACUGGUUGGCCAGCGAUAUUCAGCAGCUGCUCGAUGCGGGAUUGAGCGUACCUGACAUCAACCAGAUCGAAUUCCACCCAUACGUGUACUCGCACGAAGAGUACACAAAGCUCCUCGCGCUCCAGAAGAAGCACGGCAUUGUCACUAUGACCUACUCGGCCUUGGCCCCCUUUUACAAAUCCGCUCUUCCUGAAGAUGGACCACUGAACAAGGCGCUGACCGCGAUCGCUGCCAAGAACGACAAGCGCACCACUGCAAACGUCCUUCUUCGCUGGGCCUUGCAGCGAUCUGAGGGAAUCAUCACAACCACCACAAGCAAAGAAUCACGUGCUAAGGAGUACCUCGACCAACUAGACUCAAACAACGAUGCCCAGUUGAAGCUCAGCGAGGACGAGUUGCAAGAGAUUGACCAAGCCGGUAAAGCUCAUGGAGUUGAGAAGUUCUACAUGGCUCCUUAUCUCAAGCCUUAG